GUGAAAGUAAAGUGUGAAACUCCACCGUCCUUUUCCCCCGUUAUUUCUGGAAAAGACGUCGUGUUACAUUCUGUUCGUUGAUAAAUUAGCCUUUGGACUGUUUUGGUUUAUUUUUCUAAACUCCUAAUAGUUUUAUUCACCAGUUACAAACCGCUUUACCUUGGAGUCAGACUUGUUUUGUAGUGAAAUGAAGACCUUUCCGACCUCGGCGGUCUGGUGUUUAGGGAUUCUGUUCAUCAGUGUUUCAUUGAUAACAACAGGGUCGUCUGAGGUUCAGGUUGUUGGACCGGCUGACCCAGUCGAUGCCUUAGCUGGUGAUGACAUCAUUCUACCAUGUUCCCUGAAACCCAAAGCCAGUGCUGAGACCAUGAUAGUGAGGUGGACAAGAUUGAACCUGACAACAGAAAACGUCCAUCUUUACCGUGAUGGUCGAGACUCCAAUGAGGACCAGUCUCCAUCCUACAGGGGAAGGACAUCAAUGUUUAAUGAAGAACUGAAGAACGGCAACGUCUCCUUAAAGCUGACCAGAGUUACUCUCUCUGAUGCUGGAAGCUAUAUGUGCUUCAUUCCAACACUGACCAGCCAGGUGAAGGAAACCACCGUUCAACUCCUUGUUGGUGCUGUAUCUCAGCCAGUGACCUCUAUUAUUGGAACCAAAGGCGGGGGGGUGGUCCUGAAGUGUGAGUCUGGAGGCUGGUUUCCUGAACCUGAGAUGGAGUGGCUGGACAGUUCUGGAACCAUCCUCCCUGCUGAUGGACCUCCAGAGAGACACAGGGACCCAGAGGGCCUCUACACUGUGAGACGACAUGUCACCGUGAACCAGACUGACACCAACAGGUUCACCUGUAGAGUUAAUCAGACGGAGAUCAACCACCUGAAGGAGACAGAGAUUCAUGUCCCAGAUGACGUGUUUCCUAAAUCACACGUAGGGUUGAUUGUUGGUCUACUAGCAGCAGCUGUUGUAGUUCUUACAGCUUCAGCUGGUGGUGUCUACUGGUGGAGAAAACAUAUGAAAGAGAAGGAGCAAAGACAACGAUUGGAAGAACGACGUGAUGCCCUGUUUGUGACCAGACAUAAGGAUCACCUCAUUCAUAUGGUUUCCAAGGGGAAAUCCAUAGCAUCUGAGCUGCACCAGAAGGACUUGAUCCCUGAUGAGAUGAACUCUCAGAUCAGUGCUGCCAGGACCAGCCAGGACCAGAUGAGACUGUUGUUCUUGGCCCUAGAAGAAGCAGAAGACACAACAAGAGUGAAAUCAGCAUUUUACAGGAUUCUACUGGAUCUGGAACCUGACGUUGUCAAGGACCUGGAGGAGCAAAGACAACGAUUGGAAGAACUACGUGAUGCCCUGUUUGUGACCAGACAUAAGGAUCACCUCAUUCAUAUGGUUUCCAAGGGGAAAUCCAUAGCAUCUGAGCUGCACCAGAAGGACUUGAUCCCUGAUGAGAUGAACUCUCAGAUCAGUGCUGCCAGGACCAGCCAGGACCAGAUGAGACUGUUGUUCUUGGCCCUAGAAGAAGCAGAAGACACAACAAGAGUGAAAUCAGCAUUUUACAGGAUUCUACUGGAUCUGGAACCUGACGUUGUCAAGGACCUGGAGGAGCAAAGACAACGAUUGGAAGAACUACAGAAGAAGAUUAUAAAAGAUUUGGAAGAACGAGUGAAGGACUAUAAAUUGGAACAGGAAAAAAGGCGUGAUGUCCUGUUUGUGGACAGACACAAGGAUCACCUCAUUCAGAGGGUUUCCAAGGGGAAAUCUAUAGCAUCUGAGCUGCACCAGAAGGACUUGAUCCCUGAUGAGAUGAACUCUCAGAUCAGUGCUGCCGGGACCAGCCAGGACCAGAUGAGACUGUUGUUCAAGGCUCUAGGGAGGAAAAAGGUGAAAUCAGACUUUUACAGGAUUCUACUGGAUCUGGAACCUGACGUUGUCAUUGAAGUGGGUGCCAGUUUUGUGGACGACCAUAAGGAUCAACUCAUUCAGAAAGUUACCCAGGUGAAGCCCAUAAUGUAUGAGCUGUUCUAUGAGGAGUUGUACGGUAACAUCAAGAUCAACCAGAUGAACAGACAGGAACAGAUGAGACUGUUGUACGAGGCCCUGGAAGAAGCAGAAGACACAAGACGGGUGAAAUCAGACUUUUACAGGAUUCUACUGGAUCUGGAACCUUAUCUAGUCUAUCACCUGGAUAUAUAUGAUGACUACUUUGGUCUAUUUAACCUCAUUGAUAUAUAUGAUGACGACAUUAGUCUAUUUAACCUCUUUGAGGAGGAGCAAAGACAACGAUGGGAAGAACUACGUGAUGCCCAGUUUGUGACCAGACACAAGGACCACCUCAUUCAGAAUGUUUCCAAGGGGAAAUCCAUAGCAUCUGAGCUGCACCAGAAGGACUUGAUCCCUGAUGAGAUGAACUCUCAGAUCAGUGCUGCCAGGACCAGCCAGGACCAGAUGAGACUGUUGUUCAAGGCCCUAGAAGAAGCAGAAAACACAACAAGAGUGAAAUCUACAUUUUACAGGAUUCUACUGGAUCUGGAACCUGACGUUGUCAAAGACCUGAAGAAGGAGCAAAGACAACGAUGGGAAGAACGAGAGAAGAAGCGUAGAGAAGAAUUGGAAGAACAAAGUGAUGCCCAGUUUGUGAACAAACACAAGGAUCACCUCAUUCAGAUGGUUUCCAAGGGGGAAUCCAUAGCAUCUGAGCUGCACCAGAAGGACUUGAUCCCUGAUGAGAUGAACUCUCAGAUCAGUGCUGCCGGGACCAGCCAGGACCAGAUGAGACUGUUGUUCAAGGCCCUAGAAGAAGCAGAAGACACAACAAGAGUGAAAUCUACAUUUUACAAGAUUCUACUGGAUCUGGAACCUGACGUUGUCAAAGACCUGAAUGUAAAUAAGAUGAAGGCCCCCAAGAAGCUCAGGAAAGAGAACGAGAAGCUCAGGAAAGAGAACGAGAAGCUCAGGAAAGAGAACGAGAAGCUCAGGAAAGAGAACGAUGAACUCAAAGAAAAGCUGAGGAAAGCUGAAGAAACCAACCAAUCCCUCUCCACCUCUCCAGGUGGUCAACAGAAAACACAGACUCCUUCCCAAAAGUCUGAGGGGAUUGAAGGGAUGGAGAUGGAGUCUUUACCAGGGAGGAAGUCUGGUCCUGGUCCAGGGAGGAAGUCUGCUCCUGAGAUGGAGUCUUUACCAGGGAGGAAGUCUGCUCCUGAGAUGGAGUCUUUACCAGGGAGGAAGUCUGCUCCUGAGAUGGAGUCUUUACCAGGGAGGAAGUCUGCUCCUGAGAUGAAGCCUUUACUGGCUGCUGGACCACAGAAGGAAGAUCUGUAUGAUCUGGAGAGGGGAGGAAGAGAUACUACAGAAUUUAACUAUAGAGAGACAAUACCUUCAGGGAGGAAGUCUGGUCCAGAGAAGGAGAUGGAGAUGAAGCCUUUACUGGGUCCUGGACCACAGAAGGAUGAUCUGGAUGAGCUGGAGAGGGAGGAAGAGUUACUACAGAAUUUAACUAUGUGCUAUAGGGUUACUAUAGAGAGACUAUAACUAUAGAGCUGAGUUACUAUAGAGAGACUAUAACUAUAGAGCUGAGUUACUAUAGAGAGACUAUAACUAUAGAGCUGAGUUACUAUAGAGAGACUAUAACUAUAGAGCUGAGUUACUAUAGAGAGACUAUAACUAUAGAGCUGAGUUA
Messenger RNA from Salmo salar (Atlantic salmon), 3674 nucleotides. The record is from RefSeq and is a predicted model, not a curated record. NCBI's taxonomy places the organism in Eukaryota, Metazoa, Chordata, Actinopteri, Salmoniformes, Salmonidae.